Molecule: messenger RNA, 1542 nt
Organism: Fimicolochytrium jonesii
Lineage: Eukaryota; Fungi; Chytridiomycota; Chytridiomycetes; Spizellomycetales; Powellomycetaceae
Product: pyridoxal phosphate-dependent transferase
Exons: 5
Coding region: 158-1357 (399 amino acids)
Biological process (GO): L-threonine catabolic process; glycine biosynthetic process
Cellular component (GO): cytosol
Molecular function (GO): L-allo-threonine aldolase activity
Source: RefSeq, a predicted model, not a curated record
CCUACGCCGGCAUCCAAAAAGAAACAACAACCUGCCGUGGGAAACAACAACCGGUGUGUAUAGCCGGUGUGUCCAAAGCCCUUUUACAUACAGAGACACACAGUACGCAGCAUAAAGGCAGCCCCCCUCCUCGCAUCCCUCCCCCGGGCACCAAGAAAUGCUAUCUCGCCUCCACUCCAGCCUCCCAAAAAGCAUCUUCAAAACAGCCCUCCCAAAACCAACAAUUGCCACCCACAUCAGCAGGCAAUUCACCAACAUGUCCGCCACAAACCAACUCUACGGCUCGGGCUCGGCCCGGCCCAACGACCAACAGCCGGCGCGGAAGAUUCUAGCCGAUUUUCGUAGCGAUACAGUGACAACCCCAUCCCGAGCGAUGCGGGAAGCCAUGCUGACCGCAGAAGUCGGCGACGACGUGUUUGGGGAGGAUCCGACGAUUAAUGAACUGCAGAGGAAGGUUGCGGAGAUGACGGGGCAUGAGGAUGCUUUGUUUUUGCCGACUGCUACGAUGUCUAACCAGAUCGCCGUCCGCACUCACCUGACCUGCCCCCCCUACUCCGUCAUCUGCGACCACCGCGCGCACGUCUUCAACUACGAAGCCGGCGGGAUCUCCUACCUCACCGGCGCCCAACUCGUCCCCGUAACCCCCCUCCCCGACCACCCCCACCUAACAGCCGCGGCAAUCACCCCGCACCUCGUCCUCGACGACGACGUGCACCACACGCCGACGCGGUUGAUCUGCAUGGAGAACACGCUGAAUGGGGAGGUGGUCCCGAUUGAGAAUAUCAGGGAGGUCACGGCGCUGGCGAGGGGUAAGGGGGUGAGGACGCAUUUGGAUGGGGCGAGGUUGUGGCAUGCGAGUGUAAAGACAGGGAUUGAGUUGAGGGAGUAUUGUGGGCACUUUGAUUCGGUAACGCUAUGCUUCUCAAAAGCCCUCGGCGCCCCCGUCGGCUCCACCCUCGUCGGCUCCAAAGCCUUCAUCAAAAAAGCCCGACACUUCCGCAAAAUGUUCGGCGGCGGCAUGCGCCAAGCCGGCCUCCUCGCCUCCGCCUGCCUCCACGCCCUCUCCCACACCCUCCCCACCCUCCAUCAAACCCAUGCCAUCGCCACCUCCCUCGCCACUCGCAUCACAUCCCUCGGUCUCCCCCUGACCAAGUCGCCUGAUACCAACAUGGUGUGGUUUGAAUCCCCGGUGUCUGCUGAUGAGUUGAAGGUGCUGUUGGAAGCGGAGGGUGUGAGGAUUUUUGGCGGGGUGGGGAGGGAGGUUAGGUUGGUUGUUCAUUGGCAGGUCGGGGAGGAGGGGGUGGAGGCUGUUGUUAGAGUUUUGGAGGGGUUGGUGAAGCGGGAGGGAACGAAGUAGGGCUUCCAUCUCCUGACCGCCCAGCUUAGGUGUGUCGGGGUUGGGGCUUCCCUCUGGAACAGGUAGAUACUUAGAGUACAGUAGCACGCGUGAAAACCUUUCUCCAUGUUCCCUUCAUAAAAGUCGCUCGAGCAUUUCAUCGAUAGAUAAUGGGGAUAUAUAUAUAUAUGAAUGAUAUCACAGCA